Nanorana parkeri is the source of this 1743-nucleotide messenger RNA. It is a transcript of the gene REEP2, whose product is annotated as receptor accessory protein 2. Gene Ontology annotation, biological process: endoplasmic reticulum tubular network organization. The record is from RefSeq and is a predicted model, not a curated record. The coding region runs from base 76 to 876 and encodes 266 amino acids. NCBI's taxonomy places the organism in Eukaryota, Metazoa, Chordata, Amphibia, Anura, Dicroglossidae. The transcript is spliced from 8 exons. Gene Ontology annotation, molecular function: taste receptor binding; microtubule binding. Gene Ontology annotation, cellular component: endoplasmic reticulum tubular network; endoplasmic reticulum membrane; cytoplasmic microtubule.
UCUUCCCCCCGUGGUCGCUCCUCUCCCACCCAGACCAGUGAUCUCCCGGGGAAGCCCUAUCUGGGGACAGGCAGGAUGGUGUCCUGGAUCAUCUCCAGACUUGUGGUGCUGCUGUUUGGUACUUUAUAUCCAGCAUAUUCAUCAUACAAAGCUGUGAAGACAAAAAAUGUGAAAGAAUAUGUAAAAUGGAUGAUGUAUUGGAUCGUAUUUGCCUUUUUCACAACUGCGGAAACCUUAACUGAUAUUAUCCUCUCUUGGUUUCCUUUUUAUUUUGAGUUAAAGAUUGCUUUUGUUAUUUGGCUUCUAUCGCCUUAUACUAAAGGCUCUAGUGUGCUGUAUAGGAAAUUUGUCCAUCCAACACUUUCUAGUAAGGAAAAGGAAAUUGAUGAGUACAUUGCCCAGGCAAGGGACAAGAGCUAUGAAACAAUGAUGCGUGUUGGUAAAAGAGGCUUGAACAUUGCUGCUAAUGCUGCUGUCACUGCAGCUACCAAGGGUCAAGGAGUGUUGUCAGAGAAGUUGAGAAGUUUCAGCAUGCAGGAUUUGACUCUCAUACAAGAAGAUGACGCAGUGCAUCUGCAGAGCCCUGAGCCUCGGUUACGCAGUGCCUCUACUGGGCUGGUGGAAAGCAUUGUAGAUCCAGCUUCUACUACUUGUCCAGCUUCUGAAGACCAAAAGCAUAGUGUGAAGUCAGAAGGGGAACAGCCCGAUGUCAAAACUGAACCGUCCGAUGAAGAUGCCACUGAAAAAGUGCCGAAACGGACAGCAAGUGUCAAGAGUGUUAAAAAGGUUAUAAAAGUGGAGCCACAGAACAAGAAUCUCAAGGCUCGUCCCAAGAAGAAACCCACUGGAACCACUGUGCCUGGAGAAUCAGCAUGAAGCCUUGUCUUUCUUUUCAGAAUAUAAGUUACACACUGCUCAUCUGAAGCUCCUUGGAGGACUUCGUGCUACAAUAGUGACAAGUACCACUAGUCAAUGGAUCACUCCUCGUCUGGGGAUGAGUAUUUGCAGAAAAACGUGUGUAUUAAAAUUAUAUAGGCAAAUAUUCUACUGGGCCGCUCUGACGUGUGGAACAUGUUUAAAGUUGUUCACGCACACUGACUUUUAAAUAAACAAAAACUCGAUAACAGUAAUAAGGGAAUUGAAACAUAAAGAAAGGCUUACUUCUUUUGUGUCUGAUAUGUCUGGACUGUUGCUGAGUUACUGUCAACCAGCUCUAUGGUAAAGGCUGAACCUAGGUGCUCAGUCUUCUGCUAAUGGUUUUAGUUAACAGUGGCCUCACUAGUGCAAAUAAUAUGUACUUACCUUUUUAUUUAUUUGAUGACAGCCUUUUUUUUUUUUCCUAAUUUCAUUUAUCCUGGUUAUACCGUAAAGCUUGUAGCACACUUAAUGAUUGUAGUAUAGAUGGGACUUGGUCACUGCAAUGCACUUUGGCAGCUAUAUACACUAUAUAAUAGUACACAGUAAUGCUUACUAUAUAGUUUGACAUGAGCUGGCUUAUGGACCCUUUCAUAUGUCAAAGUGUGACCCAUAGGCACAAUGUAUAUAAUAGCACCAUGGGCUGUACUGCCAAUAUGACAGAUAUAUUAGAAUAACAUAAUUAGGAGGGAGAUUUGAGUUUGAGGUGGUCUGUACUAAAGGUAAGCAAAAUGAGUCACAUGAUCACAAUUUAGUAUUAUGGUUAGAUUUAUAUCUGACUCACGGGUACUUGGAACAUCUCUACCAGUUAGAGAUUUCUCAUAUUGC